UCAAACUCCAGAGCUGCUCUUCAAUGAAACUCAGCUGUUGCAGCUUCAUCACCUUUAAUGCUACCCCACCUCGCCGCACACUCUUCUCCCUCCGUCCGCCGCGCUUCUCCGGCGAGUCAACUCACUCUCACGGGGUCUCGCUAGCCGAAUCGCUCCAAUCCGAGACGCUCGAAAUCCUCGAAUGGCCCGCCGUCUGCUCCCAGCUCGCAGCCUUCACUUCCACUUCCAUGGGCCUCUCCACGGCCCAGUCCGCGAGGAUUCCACUUGGCAGGAGCCCGGAGGAGAGCCGGAGGCUCCUGGCGCAGACCUCCGCUGCCGUCGCGGUUCCUCGGCCGUUGGAUUUCUCCGGCAUCGAGGACGUGUCGCGCAUCGUCGAUACCGCCGUCGCCGGUCAAAUGCUCUCCAUUCGUGAGAUUUGUGCCGUGAAACGAACUCUGAUCGCAGCUCGAUCGUUGCUCAAACAGCUGGAGGAGAUCUCUUUUCAGAGUGAACUUUGUGAAAGGUGGUCUCCGCUGAUUGAAAUUCUCCAGAAUUGUGAUUUUCUUGUUGAGUUGGCACACCAUAUAGAAUUCUGUAUAGAUUGUGACCUUUCAGUAAUACUAGAUAGAGCUAGUGAAGAACUGGAAAUUGUGAGGUCUGAAAGAAAGAGGAACAUGGAAAAUCUUGAACUAAUGUUGAAACAAGUGUCAUCUCGGAUUUUUCAGGCUGGUGGGAUUGAUAGACCGCUAGUAACCAAACGCCGUUCAAGGAUGUGUGUUGGUGUUAGAGCUUCCCAUAGAUCUUUGCUUCCCAAUGGUGUAGUCUUAAAUGUUAGCAGCACUGGAUCAACAUACUUUAUGGAACCUGAAGGGGCAGUUGAACUGAAUAACAUGGAAGUGAAGCUUUCUAGUGAAGAGAGGAAUGAGGAACAGGCCAUUUUGAGUUCACUUACAUCUGAAAUUGCUCAAUCCAAAAUGAAGAUCAUGUGUUUAUUAGAUAGGAUGUUAGAAAUGGACCUUGCAUUUGCUAGAGCUGCUCAUGCUCAUUGGAUGAAUGGGGUCUGUCCAGCUCUUAGUUCAGAGAACUGUGAUGACCAAAGGUUCAAUGAUUUAUCUGUAGAUAUUGAAGGUAUAAAGCAUCCUCUGCUCCUCGAGUGCUCGUUGAGAAGAUUGCCUGAUAUUGUAAGAUUUAAAUCCCGAAGUUCACUUUAUUCAGAUCAGAGGAAUGAUGCCACAGAUUUUGAAUCAGUUACUCGUUCAUCUGCUUUUCCUGUACCGAUUGAUAUAAAAAUUGAGCAUGGAACAAGAGUGGUUGUGAUCUCGGGGCCUAAUACAGGAGGUAAAACUGCUUCAAUGAAAACAUUAGGCCUGGCUUCUGUUAUGUUCAAGGCUGGCAUGUACUUGCCAGCUCAAAAUAAGCCCAGACUUCCUUGGUUUGAUCUAAUUCUGACAGAUAUAGGAGAUAAUCAGUCUGUAGAACAAAACCUCUCAACCUUUAGUGGGCACAUGCUACGGCUUUGCAAGAUCUUGGAAGCUGCUUCAGAAAGCUCUCUAAUUCUUGUUGAUGAAAUUGGCAGUGGUACUGAUCCUUCGGAAGGCGUAGCUCUUGCAACGAGCAUUUUACAAUAUAUCAAGGAGAGAGUUAAUUUAGCAGUUGUGACCACCCACUACGGUGAUUUAACACGUUUGAAAGAGAAGGAUAAUCGGUUUUCUAAUGCAGCAAUGGAAUUUUCUUUGGAUACACUGCAGCCUACAUUUAGAAUUCUUUGGGGGAGCAUGGGUGAGUCAAAUGCCUUGAUGAUUGCUAAAUCAAUUGGUGUUAAUGAAAGCAUCAUUAACCGGGCGCAAUCAUGGGUAAACAAAUUGACACCAGACAAGAUGCAGGAGCAGAAAGGUUUACUGUAUCAGUCACUAGUGGAAGAAAGAGACAGAUUAGAAACUCAAGCAAAGAAAGCUGCUUCUCUUCAUUCAAAUAUCAUGAAUCUUUUCCAAGAGAUUCGAGAUGAGGCACAAGAUCUUGAUGAACGCGAAAAAGCUCUGAAGACAAAGGAAACUCAGAAAAUCCAACAAGAAGUGAGGGCUGUGAAGAGGGAGUUAGAAGCUGUACUGAAGGACUUUGAGAACCAACUCAAGACUAUUGACAUUCUUGAGGUUAAUUCACUUAUCAAGAAAUCAGAAUCUGCAAUCUCAUCCAUAAUUGAAGCUCAUCAGCCUUCGAAAGAACUUGUCAGAGAAACAGGCCAAAGUUUUUAUACCCCAAGAGUAGGCGAGCAAGUUCUUCUGAAGAGUUUAGGAAAUAAGCUGGCUACCAUUGUUGAAGAACCCGGGGACGACGAAACUGUCCUUGUCCAGUAUGGAAAAAUUAGAGUCCGUGUGGAUAAAAGCAAUAUAAGAGCCCUUCCAACUAAUUCUGCAACAGUUUCUGUCCCAAGUUCAAGAACACAGGGUCAGGGGAUCAAGAACCUCAAGGAACUAAGAAGCCUCACUGCAGCCAACAACAUUACCCAAGACUCUUACGGUCCAGUUGUGCAGACAUCAAAAAACUCAGUCGAUUUGCGUGGCAUGAGAGCAGAGGAAGCUUCUCAUCACCUCAGAAUGGCCAUAGAUGCAAGGCCACCUAAUUCUGUUCUUUUCGUUGUUCAUGGGAUGGGCACUGGCGUCAUAAAGGAGUUAGCACUAAAGCUUCUGAGAGAUCAUCCUCGCGUUGUCAAGUUUGAGCAGGAAAGUCCAUUGAAUUACGGUUGUACAGUUGCUUAUAUCAAGUAAAUUUCUUCACCCAGUAGAAGCACUAUAAAGAAUCAUUUUUGUUUCUUCCAGAUUACAUCCAUAGGUAGACUUAUUUGUGCAGCUAUGUGAAUAUUUGAUCAUAAUUUAAGUGCUACAGUUCUAAAGAGUGAAA
This is a messenger RNA of Ipomoea triloba (trilobed morning glory), 2877 nucleotides long. RefSeq names its product endonuclease MutS2. The coding region runs from base 24 to 2744 and encodes 906 amino acids. Gene Ontology annotation, molecular function: endonuclease activity; ATP-dependent DNA damage sensor activity; mismatched DNA binding. Lineage: Eukaryota; Viridiplantae; Streptophyta; Magnoliopsida; Solanales; Convolvulaceae. The record is from RefSeq and is a predicted model, not a curated record. Gene Ontology annotation, biological process: mismatch repair; negative regulation of DNA recombination. The transcript has 5 exons.